Molecule: messenger RNA, 430 nt
Organism: Prunus persica (peach)
Lineage: Eukaryota; Viridiplantae; Streptophyta; Magnoliopsida; Rosales; Rosaceae
Product: indole-3-acetic acid-induced protein ARG7
Exons: 1
Coding region: 70-351 (93 amino acids)
Biological process (GO): response to auxin
Source: RefSeq, a predicted model, not a curated record
CUUCUCUGUUUCCCAAGUCCUCUGAAUUCUUUUUCUUGUUCUAAUUUUCCACUUGAGAAUAUAAAAACCAUGGGAUUCCGGUUGCCAGGAAUUGUUAACUCCAAGAAGGGUCUAAACAAGGCUGCUACUUCAAAGACCUUAGACAUCCCAAAAGGCUAUUUUGCAGUGUAUGUUGGGGAGAGCCAGAAGAAGCGAUUUGUGGUUCCAAUAUCAUACUUGAAUGAGCCUUUGUUCUUGGAUUUGCUGAGUCAAGCAGAAGAAGAAUUUGGAUAUGAUCAUCCAAUGGGUGGUAUCACAAUCCCCUGCAGUGAUGAAACCUUCAUUCAUCUCACUUCCCGCUUAAGUGUAUGAAUGAAGGCAAAUGAAGUGAAUCUGGUUCAUAUCCAAAUCAGCCUCAGUUCGAUCAGAAGAACUCGCCAUGUCAAGAUGA